UCGUGCGCGACGCUCAUUGCGCGCGCCACCCUUGUCCGCGACACAUAUGACACGCGCCGUUAAUUUUUAAACUUUUUUAAAAUUUUAUUUUUAUGAAAAUGUGGAAAUUUGUGCUGAUGAGCUUGAUUGGACAGUGCGUGGGUGUGAUUUACAAUUUAAAUGAAAGCGAUUACAACCGAAUGCCAGCUUUAUACGCCUUGGAUCCAUUCGAGGCCUGCCUUUUGGAGCCGGGCGGGACGUACUGCUUGGUCGACGCGGAUCUACACUCUGGAGGGAAAUCAGAUCUCAUGAGGAUGAUACGGGGUUAUUCAGAGCACACAAUAAAACACUUCAAUCACACACAGAUACACAGAGGACUAUGUGUUACAAAGACGUGUAAAGAUUUCAUCCAUAAUCGAAGACUAAAUGAAACAGCGGACCUAGAAGUGAUCCUUGAGGCAUGCCUGAACAGUUCAAUAUGGAGGGACUACAAAUUACACGCCACAGUGAAUAAAAUACAGUAUUGUAAUCGUGAAGGUGAGAAAGAGGAGCUGGAUACGAGUGACUAUGUGGUGGCCGCGGUGUAUCUACUGUUGAUUGUGUGCAAUGUAGCCGGAAGCCUCUACGAUGUCUACUUAUGUGAAAUAGAUGGCAAAGGAAAUCCUUUUCUGCUGGCGUUCUCAAUACGUCGCAACUGGCGGAAACUGACAGCGCCGGGAGGAGCGGGCCCGGACCCGAGGCUCAACCGUCUCAAACUCUUCAAUGGCUUGAGAACGAUGACGAUGGUGUGCGUGUUUUUCUCACACAGCGUGUUAAUUAUGUCUUAUUCCUACGUAGAGAACCCACUUUACAUUGAGAAGUCGUACGAAGACCCAUUCAAGCAGAUCCUCUUCAAUGGCAGCCUCGUCACCCACACGUUCUUCGUGAUGUCCAGCUUCCUAUUAGCCUAUAAUCUUCAGAUCUACACCGAACGGCACUCCUUGUCUUGGGGCCAGUGGCCAAAGGGCGUGUUACUGCGCUGGUUAAGAUUAACUCCUACAUACGCACUAGUGCUGGCCACUAUUUCCACAUGGAUGCGCCGAUUGGGCAGCGGGCCCUUGUGGGGCCUAGUGGUCGGUGCGGAGGCCGAGGCCUGUCGACAGUACUGGUGGGCACAUGUCUUGUACAUCAAUAACUAUGUGUACGGGGAUGCCCACUGCGCUCCGCAGGCUUGGUAUUUGGCAGCGGACACGCAGCUAUUCUGCCUAGGCUUGCUCAUCUGUGUGGUGAUCCGAAGCGCUCCCCGGCGCGCGGCGGCGCUGCUUUUCAUGCUGCUGUUGUCUCUGCUGAUCACGGCUGCACACACCUACUGGCAGGAUCUUGACGCUGUUGUCAUACAGUCGCCUGAAAAGUACCGCAACCUCUACGCAACCGACGACACCUUCCGCCUCCUCUAUAUCCGGGGCCACACGAACCUGUCCACCUACACGUUGGGGCUGGCUGGUGGUUUCCUGACGUACUACUGGCAACAGGAGGGGAAAGAUAUGAGCAGAUUUAAGAAAUACAAAUGGAUUGUGUGGCUGCUGUUCCCCUUAGCCGUGGGUGUGAUCCUAUCUGGAGGUCUGUUCUAUCCGGACGGUGCACGAGCGGCGGCGCCUCUCCGUGUAUUGUACGCGGCGCUGUACAAACCGGUGUUUCAGACGUGUGUGGUGCUGUUUAUCAUUAGUUGCGUCUUUAAGCUAGAAGGAGUGUACCGCGGCAUAGUGGAGUGGCGUGGCUGGGCGUGGAGCGGCAGAGUUUCAUACGCAGCGUUCCUGUUACAUACCCUGUUCCAACGUGGUCUCGUCGGCGCAGUUACUGCUCCUGUGCAUAUGACAGAUUACUAUGUGUUGACGGUACUGAGCGCAACCAUCUUCCUGUCAUUCCUUGGAGCUGGAAUCCUCUGGGUGUGCGUGGAGGCCCCUGCCGCCGCUAUCACCAAAGCUGCCCUAACACCCGAUAGGAAAACUUAGAAUGCAAAAAGCAUUUGAGUGAUGGAUUAGUGGUUCUUAAGUGGUUCAUUUGUAUUUUGCUAGGGACCAGCAACUGUUGAAGUAAAAAACCGGACAAGUGUGAGUCGGACUCGCCCAUCGAGGGUUCCGUACUUUAUAGUACUUGUUGUUAUAGCGGCAACAGAAAUAUAUCAUCUGUGAAAAUUUCAACUGUCUAGCUAUCACGGUUCAUGAGAUACAGCCUGGUGACAGACCGACGGACAGCGGAGUCUUUCUUAGUAAUAGGGUCCCGUUUUACCCUUUGCGUACGGAACCCUAAAAAGGGCAGUUCAGGUGCUUUCGGGGGCCACAGGGUCCUUGGGUCAAGAACCACUGUGAUAUAUCGAUAACAAUUAAUCACUAAUUAAUUAUAUAGAUAUAAAGACAUUGUGAUGUAACAUAAGUACAGGGGAUUUUUUAUUAUUUUAGUGAUUAAUUGUUUUGUGAUUAUAUAUAUGGUGCAAUUUCUAAAUCAUUAUAACAAAUGUGACUCCUUGAAAUAAAGUCCCAUUUUACGUCGUAUUGAGACAUUUUUUUAUUUAUAAUAACAAUAUACAUAAUGGAUAUUAUCAUGGCGUUUUAGAUUAUCUGACAUUGUCAUUUCUGUCAUCUGUCAUACACUAGUCACUAGAUGGCGCUAGUAGCUGUCGCUAGUGGAUGCGUUCAGUUUAUACGAGGCCGUGCCGUACAGUUGCAAUCGUGGCCCACAAAUGGUCUCGUCGGAAGAUCAG
Molecule: messenger RNA, 2719 nt
Organism: Cydia pomonella (codling moth)
Lineage: Eukaryota; Metazoa; Arthropoda; Insecta; Lepidoptera; Tortricidae
Product: nose resistant to fluoxetine protein 6-like
Exons: 12
Coding region: 93-1970 (625 amino acids)
Source: RefSeq, a predicted model, not a curated record